CCUAUUAAAAGGGAGUUUUCCUCUCCACUGUCGCUGCAUGCUUGCUUAGUAUGAGGAUUGCAUCGAGUCACUGACACUAGUCAGUGACUCGAUGCAAUUUGCUGGGUUCCUUAUAUAGGAAACAUUAUUUCUGAUUGGCUUAAUGAACUGACCUGAAUUGGAAUGUUUAUUAUGUGAAAUGCCUUGAGAUGACUCUUGUCGUGAUUUGGCGCUAUAUAAAUAAAAUUGAAGUAUUCCGAGUUUGCAUUUUAAAAGAUACAAAGGCAAACCUGCAGAACAUGCUAGCUUAAAACAUUUCUUCAUACCUCUUAAUGUGUUAACAUAUUAUAGCUAUAAAUAUAUUGCACAGAUUCAAAGAAAUAAAUAAUGAGGUGGUUCUCUUGCAUUUUUCUAAAAACCUCAGUCAAUAACAUGGCUCAACCCAAACUAACGACUGGACCAUUCGGUCUCUCGUCGGACUACUGCACUUCCAGGUGUACCUGGGUCCUCUGCUCAUUACACUCUUGUGCAUUUUGCAAUAAAACACCACUGGUGAGAGGUUUUCUGCUCAAUAAUGUCAGAAAAACUGCCAGCUGCUACCAUUUCAACUUUUAAGACAAACGACAAAAAGAAAAUCGCCAUUUGAAAUCACGAAAAUCAAGGUGUUUGGAACUAGAAAAUGACAACUGGUGUUUUGUGCGCUCUCAUUCUGUGGCAGCGUGCGUUGUGAUAUCAGGCGGACGUGGCCUAGGAAUGAAAGGUGACGGGAGGGGUGAGAGUUCCGUGACUGCGUUUGUAUUUAAAAGCUAGCUUGUUUUGCAGAUUUGCCAUUGAUGUUGAAGGAGACUGCAAUUACAGAUCUACAUCAGCAGAUAGCUGAGUUGUGCUGUUCAGCAGUGAUCUUAAAUUUAACAGAGAACAGUUAUUAAAGAAGCUCAGAUGUUCAAGCAGAUGGUAUACUUAAAUGCUUUUUGAGUGUUAACGCUUUGUGCAUUGGGGUAAUAACAUAAACUGAGAGGGAAAUAAAUCUGUGUAACCUUUUUUUUUCAAAAAUUCUAUUGAAAAUCAAAAUGCAAACAACAAAAAUUGUCUUGUUUUCAUGUUUUCUAUUUUAGUUGAUCAAAAAUACAAAAAUAAGCCGCAGGACCAAAUUUGAUUUUUAAAAUAUGAUUGUGUUUAUGUUGACAGGUGAGUCGUGGAGGAUGGCUGCUUAUACUGAGCCAGGAUCCUCUGAAGUUUUCUUCCCGUUAAAAGGGAGUUUUCCUCUCCUCUGUCGCUGCAUGCUUGCUUAGUAUGAGGACUGCUGUAAAGACACUAACACUAGUCAGUGACUAAAUGCAGUCUGCUGAGUUCCUUAUAUAGGAAACUUUUUAUUGAUUGGUUUAAUGAACAAAACUGUAUUGGAAUGUUUACAAGUGCCUUGAUAGGCUCUUGUAAUUUAGCGCUAUAUAAAAUGAACUAAAGAAAUAAAAACAUAGCUAGAAAGCUCAAUUUGAUUAAGUAAGUUUAAUAACCUCUGCUGCUUUCUGGAGUUUUCCUCUUUCAGAAAUUAUGUAUGAUUUGUCAGAAAUCCGUAAAAGUGAUUAUCUUAUCAUGUACUGUUAAUAGUGAUGUGUCGGUCGCGAAUGAACCGGCUCUCUUUGAAGUGAACGAUGGGAGCCAGCUCGUCGUUGGGAGCCGUCCCCUCCCCUCUUGCUUUGGUGAAAGCUACAGGCAAUUGGUCAACUAACUGCGUGUCCAGACUGUCCACACACAAAGCAGUAGGGGCGGGGAAGAGGGAGGAUCAGACGCAGACACAGCAGAGCACAUGCGGGUGGAGGGAGACGAGAGGGAAAGAGGAGGAAAAAGGCGAGCGAGAGAGAGGAGAGUGCGACGAAGACUGUGAGAAAACGAGCGCCAGCAGUCGGAAAGUGGAGAUUUGUCAAAGUUUUCAGUUAUUAAAUCCAUAGAAAUGAUAAAUAUUUGAUAUAUAGCAUAUUUUUACAUGAGUAAAUCAUUUUACAUAUAGUUUUGCAUUAUUUUGGUUAUAAAUGUACUCUACGCAACAGAAAAUCUGAGGAGCCACUUGGGAGUCGAAAGAGCUGACUCUUAUUGGUGAGCUGAGCCAAAAGAACCGGCUCUCUAAAAAGAGCUGGAAUUCCCAUCACUAACUGUGAUAUAAUAUAAGCAAUACGUCUUUUUAUUUAUUUUUUGCUAAGCACGCCCCCUGCCCAGCAGAGCUCCGUGCAGUAGGCAACUGAGCGCCGACCAGAACUAACCAAUAGCCUUACCCCAAAAUUCCACUAUCUCCGCUCCACUCCGCUGCCGCUCGCUUCCGAACUCAAAUUAUACUAUACCCGCUCUACAAUGGCUCCGCUCCGAUGUGGAGACCUGAGGUGUGCAAACAGGCGUGCGCAGGAUUUUUGAGAUCUUGCGAUACAGUCCGAGCAAUAAACGCGGAAGUUAGAUCCAAACACCCGUUGUGUGGGAGAAGCAUCGAAAUGAACUGUUUAAUCUGCCCAUCAUUUGUGUUGAGAGAUCAGCAGUGUUUGGAUCAACAAAGUGUGACUACUUUGAUAGUGGAAACUGUAUUUAUGGCUUAUUUUUGUGCAUUUAAAGUUCAACCGCCAUUGAUAGUUGUUAAAAGUUGUUAAACCUGUGCAUAUGAAACAGAAAACGCUUUUUGUUUAUCAAUUUAUUGUGAAAUAACGUAAGUUGUGCUUGCUCUCUUUCCUGUUGGGCAGUUGUGGUUUCUGUCCAUUGACUGCGGAGGUGCUCCGGCGUCCGGCAAAAAUAGAAUCGAUCCUAUUUUUGCCAGAUGGCGGAACGGCGGGUGGCACACUGCGCCGCACGGCCGCAGUAGUGGAACAGCUCUGAUUGACUACAACGGGACCGUUUUUGCUGAGGAGUUCGUGCCGGAGCGCAGUGGAGCGGAGAUAGUGGAAUUUUGGGGUUAGACUACCGCUUAGACGCUUCAAAUUUAAGGAAUACCUCGGCUGAUGCAAAGUUGAUGAACUUUCCACGGACAAGAAAGCCUCUAAAAUAUAAAUACAUGAAAACACAGCAUGACAUGAGAAUAAUAUUCGUAAAACAACGUGUUUUAGCUCUGUUUGCACAUUUAUAAACAGAAAUGUGAAGUCGCCAUCUUAAACAAAGGAACAGCGUUUUUGUGUGAUAUGCUUGUCAGCCACUAGAUGGUGCCAUCGAACAAGAGAAAUACUCCAGAAAGCAGCUUUAAUUACAUGGUUUUUAAGAAUAGGCACCUACAUUGAGAUUGGUAAACUAAUUUUAACUUUUGGUGAGAACAUGCAAACUGUGCAGAUGACCAUACCUGCAAUCUUACUGCAAAUCAAAAUGUAUACCAUGUUUACCACAAUGACUGCUGAAGACCAGCACCAUCUCCCUGUGACCCUGAAGGCAUAAGCAAGUUAGGAGAGAGAACACGUGAAAAUACCAAAAAUCAUAACUUUCAUACAAAGGACAUCUGGAUGAGGUCAUCCACAAAAAUUUAACUGCAUUUGUCUAAUUUAUUCUAGGAAAGAUGUAACUAGUUCAUUUUGGAGCUUUGCAUUUUGUUUGGAAAGUCUACACAGUAUCCCUUGAACAUAAAUGAUUCAGUUAGAAUUCUUGAACUGCAGACUGAGCCGGUUUCUGGUCCAUCGGAACUGGUAAAAGUACCGGUGUUGAAUUUUAUCCUUAUAGUUUGUAUCGUAGCCAAAGAUGUAAGUCCGGUUAAAAAUAAUCAAAUUUCACUUAAGUCACUCAAGAGGUUCCAUACAGGAACAGGCGGAUCAUGAAGGCUAAAUUCAGCUUCCAGCUCUCCGUUAUGACGUUAUUUGAAUGCUGUCGACGCGAUCCACCCGGAUGCGUCAACUCCCGCGGGGUUAACGAUAGCCCCGUACUAACUCCAUCACUACUCUCUGGCUGCAUCCGCCAUCACGCAGCAACCUUCCACUCGUACGAUCAACAUGGCGGCAGCUCACGGACCGGACUAGACCGAGUUCACCGGCGGCUGCACCACAAGGACUCGCCUGUCCUAUUAAUCAGUCACGAAUCACGCGUCUGUAGGACGGCAAACAACAUAAGCAGCUAAAUGAACACUACAUUGGGUCCAUCUAUAACCAUCGCGUUCCGGUUUAACCCGGACAAGGACAUAGUCUCAUUCGAUUCUAUGUUUUCGUCUUGUGCUCUGCACGCGUAGAGAAAACGAAUACAUCAGCCUUUUCGGUGUCCAUGAAAAUCCCUGGCCACUGCGGAUCUACAGACACCCCGUAACCGGAACCUGCAGAGUAGAAUCUUCCAGACCUGAAUCUCAUCCGACCUCCCGAUUGUCAAGGAGCUGCAACACUCGGCCAGGUGGGGAGUCUGGCGACGAAUGCGUUCCUGAACUGUUGUGCAAUGAAGAGGGAUCCUACUGGGACUUGUUCAUGGCCUCUACAAGAACUCACCAGAGUAUGGGUUUCCUAAAAGAAGGGGGCACUGCAGCCAACCAUUUGCCUGCACGCCAUGUGCCUCUGAAACCAGAGAAGAUUCAUAAAGGCGGAAGUGUUCAAAGCAGCCGUGAGUUCUGUGAUGAAAUGGAUUUUAGUGGUAGAUGCGCUACAACUAAAACCAAGGAGGCCAUCAUGAAGAUGAGUGAAAAGCAUUCCAACAGUUUAAACGCUCAGUCUGAAAACAUGCCACCUGACAGCAUUUGUAAAGGAGUCAAAGUGACACUAGACAAUAACAGCAUGUGGAACGAGUACUUCAGAUGCAGGACAGAAAUGAUUCUGACUAAACAAGGCUGCAGAAUGUUUCCAUACUGCCGCUUUCGCAUCUCUGGUCUGCAGCCACACAGGAAGUACAGUCUGAUCAUGGACAUCCAGCCUUUAGACAACAACCAAUACAUAUGGACUGGUGAGGGUUGGCAGACUUCUAGAAAAGCAGAAUGUCACAUAAAAAGUAAGCCAUUCAUACAUCCGGAGUCUCCAGCAACAGGCCAACACUGGAUGCAAAGUCCUGUGUCCUUCUACAAACUAAAGCUUACUAACAACCUCUCAUACCAAGAGGAGAAUAUUAUCCUCCAUCCGCUGCACCGCUAUUUGCCACGACUGCAUUUAGUAGAGAUGGACAAAGCUACAGACAUUAUCAGACUAAAUGAUCCCAAUGUCCUGACUUUCUCGUUUCGUCAGACUGAGUUUAUAACUGUUACUACAUACCAAAACCCUCAGUUUGCUCAGCUGAAAGUAAACUACAAUCCAUUUGCUAAAGGACUGAAGGAGGGUGGACUAAAUUCAUGGGGCCUUAAACUGAAAGCCAACAUAGGCAAAGACGUGAACAAAGAUGGGAGUGAUUCUGUCUCUGAGCAACAUCCUGUGAAGAAAAGCUUGAAGAUUUUGCUUGAAAACCAUAAACCUAAAUGUUCAAAAGAAGGGGUCUCAAGAUUUUCUAUCGACCAUCAGAAAAAUUCCACAAAGAACAAUGAUCCGUGUUCAGCUGCUGUUCCAAAGGAAACUCCAAGCAAUUCACAUCCAGCUCAGAAGCUGAUUUCUGAGCUGAUUCGUGAGGCUCAUGUUUCGCUUCGGAGGUGCCCCGUGGAGCAGCUUGACAGCGACCAGAGCAGCUCUCUCAGUGCACCACAGAGUAACACUAAAGCCACAAGUUCGACUGAAGGCAAAAAACUAGGUGUUGGUGAAAGGGACAGUACAUCUCCCUCCACACCUCGAAAGCAAAGUCCAACUGGGGAAAGACAUCGGAAACUAAAAGAUGGAAAGCAUCAUCUGAACAUGGAGCCUAACUGUUGUAGUACUGCUCCCUCAGAAGUGGGUCAGGUUUUCUCAGAAUACUCAGACCACCAACAUGUCUCAGCCACUGCAUCAGAUACUGUGAAGCAACAAAAGCGCCCGGCUCGGUUGCCCUUGCCAGCACUUGCUCUGUUUUUAAAACAGCACUCAACAAAAUAUAAAAAGACCAAUGGCAAAAUGACCUCUCCUACCCAAGCACCUCCAACUGAAUCUCCCCCUAAAUCCAAGGAUGCUAUUGCAGCUCCCCAUCUAGAGGCCAUAGUCAGGAACACCACAGAAUGCAGCAGUGCUCAUCCGGAUCAAAUAGAUUUGGAUGGAACUGAACAAGCAGGGGAGGCAGCAGAACAGUCCUCCAGUCAGUUAAGUCAUAACUCUAUCAUGGCUUCAUAUUCAGUGGACACAAAAACUGAUGACCCCUUAGCCUUUGCUCCUGAAGGUCUGGGUUCAGAGCUAAAAGUCCCUGAUGAUAAACCAGUGACGACUAACUUCCAUGAUUCCUUUAGUCCCCCCUCCCUCUCAACAUGUUCUACCUCAUUUCCCGUUUCCCAUUCGCUCCCACAUACAGUGUUAUCUGCCCCAAACUCUCCUAAAACUGCAGUAGAGUCUUCUGACCCCUUGAAGUCUGAGCCUUUGCUCUUUUACUCAGAGUGUUCUUUUGACUUUGGUCCUCUGUCUCUUGCAAGUUCUCCAGAACCAUUACCUUCCUUACCAGCAUGUUUAGGUUUAGAUACUGAGUCCUCCUCUGCAGCAGCUGCUACAAAUGAUUCUGUUAAGGACCCAGAACACAGCAAAAGUACAUCAGUCCUUAAAUGGCACACAGUGUUACCUCCCCCUGAGACAAAUGUACAGUCUUUGUUUACAUUUCAUUCCCCCCAUCAGGUUUCUCCUUUAAUGUCUGUUACACCACCUUUGUUUCCUCGCCACCUUCAACCACCAAGUCUUAAUUCAACACCCACCUCCCCAAAUGGCUCCACUCAAUCAUUUCAAGAGACUGAACCACCUCUGCCUUUCCCUGGAGAGUUGUCCCCCCUCACCCUCCAGCUAUCCUUGUCCCCCACAUUCUCUUCACUAGAUGAAAAUGGAUUGUCCCCAACACCUUCCCUGUCAGAUCUUGUGCACCUUUUCACCACUGAUGUCGAUAUUGGGAUGGGGGUGGAAUUUGCAAACACAGAGCCCACAUCUGCUCCUUGUCCAUCCCCAACUGUGGCAGAAAUACAAGAAGCUUCUUCGCAGAUGCUACAAGUUCCAGUCGGCAAGCCCUGCACGAAAAAGAAGGCUUCCAAGUCUACAAAGCUAGCCCGGUUGGACAUGGACCAGAGUUUGGAUGACUACAGAAGUAAGCAGCCUAACCUGGAUGAAGUGGAGGAGCAGCUUUUUAUCUCAUUCACGUCUAAGGAGGCGCUCAGAAUCCACAUUGCAGAUUCUUGUGGAGAUCUUAACUCUCAACCUCGGAUACUUCCUGAAGAAAAACAAACAGACGAGAAACCCAAACUCAGCAACGAUGCAGAUUGUGUGAAGGAAACCAUUGCUGCCUUCCAGAAAAAUCUUUUGAAAGACCUGGACCUGAUGAAAUACAGACAGGUCAUCCAUCCAGUGCUACAGGAAGUUGGACUUAAGAUGACUCUUCUGGAUCCGGCCCUGUCCAUUGACCUACAGUACUUAGGAGUCUGUCUUCCCAUCCCUCCACCUGGAACCGAUGUGGAGCCGCAAACUCGGACUCUGCCACCAUCUCAAGGUGGUUCUUCUACGUUUCUAUCCAGGACGGGAAAAACUACAGAUGUGACUCAGAUUAAAGGCUGGAGAGAGAAGUUCACAUCAUCAACGACCUUACCCAUCUCAGAGUCUGGCCCAGAAGCUCCCACAGGUCCUCAGCUGUCUGGUUCAACACCACAGCUUGGUGUUCCCAGUUCCGAACCGCAGAAGAAGAACCUGUCAGCAUUCUGCAGCGACAUGCUGGAUGAGUAUCUGGAGAAUGAAGGCAAGCUGAUCGAUGAGCGAGCUGCAAGUUUCUCCCAACCUCCGGUGGAGACGCCGGUCUAUAAGCUCCCCAAGAUCAGCUCCAGUUACGUUCGGACGUUGGACCACAUUCAGACGAACAAGACAACUGUCUCACCUGCCUCAGACCUCAUUUCAGGUUUCAUCCCACCAUCUAAGAGACCUCGUCUCAGUGAAACAAAAAUCGACAGAAGGACGGAGAAGAAACUCAGGGGUCCCAAACGGAACAAAUCCAAGCCGGCUCUGUCUGAAUCCAGUCCAUGUGUCCUGCAACAGCCUGUAGUCCUGACACCUGGUGGGCUGUCUCAGCCCAUCAAAUCUGUAAAACAACCCCCUGUUGCUAGGAGAAGAAAGCUCAAACACAUUACCUCAUCCCAUAUCCUCAGCCAUUCCGGGUCCAUUGCCGUGGUUUCAGAUAUGCACCGGGAUCUGGCCCCAGUGGAGUCAGAUUCUGAGCUCGAGCAGACUUCUGGUCCAAGUGUGAAUGCUGGCAAGAGGGAAAGCCAACCCACGGUGACUCGGGCCCUGCUGAGACAGAAGGAACUGGAGAACGGUGUGGUGUGGGAGGGCUGUGACCCGACCAGCAUCACAAAGGAGAGGGCCGCCAUUGCGCUGACUUCUCUCUUUACUCAGACUGGUUUUGUGAGUGAGGAUCCGACCGCCCCGGUCCAGCUGCCUCAGAAACGAGCACUCCCCUGUCAGAACGACUUCUGCAGGCUUGGCUGUGUCUGUUCCAGCUUGUCCUACAACCCCAGGAUCAGCCACUGUGGUCGUCCCCCCUGCAUGUUUGGCUGCAGCUGCCUGAAGCAGAAGGUGGUCCUUCUCAAGAACCUCGACAGCUCUGACUCCAGCACACCCUCCCACCAUGACAAAGCCAAGAAGAGGAAGAAGAAGAAGAAAAAGAAGAAGAAAAGGAGGAUGAAGAUGGCAUACGUACUGAAGGAGGCAGACAGUGUUACCCAGUCUGUUAAGCGGGUUCGCACUCUGUGGAGGAGGAACGUAGAGGACACUGAUCCAGAGCCAACGUACAACCCGGUCAUUGCCCUGCCUUCCUCCAGCCCAGCUGUCAAGUCCAAACGCAGAAGUCUUCACAGCAGCUGUGCUAGAGUGCAGUGCUUCAGAGGAAAGACCUUGAAACAGAAGGAGGCAUCAAACGAUGCAAGGCUGACCAGACAGAAAACUCUCAAACAGCAAGAGCUGACCUCCAAGGGGACAGAAACAAAAACAUCCGAUUCUCCUUCUUCAACUAAAAAGGCCCAGCAGGACCAGGGAUCCCUCGUUAAGUCUACUCAAAAUCCUCCUGCAGAGCGCACACCUAAGCCAGCCAGGCGUCUCUUCAUCAUGGCCGACUGUAAAUGGGAUUGUAAUGAAGACCGAAGCUUAGUUUUGAAGAAGCUGUGUCGGCUGAUGGCUCGGGAACAACUGGACAAAUGGUUCUGGUUCAAAAAAUACCUUAUCAGUCCCAUCAAUAAGACUCUAGUGAAGACUGGAUUCAGGCCGUACAUCCAGUACACGGUCCAGGUCUCCGCUCCCAGCCUGAAGAAGAAACAAGAUGCAGUACCAGAAAAAGAGGCAACCAAAGGAAACCAGAAAAAUGUCAAAUCAUCCACACUACAUGAGCAGGACUACCCAUCAAAACCGACUCCUGGUGAUGAGCGAUCUCCUAAAGACUGCCGAAAGAAGGUGCAGAAGCCAGAGUAUAUAGAGGACUGGCAGAUUGAGGUGACUGAGGAUACACAGCCCGUGGAGGACUGGCAGAAGGAGGUGACUGAGGAGACACAGGUCAUAGAGGACUGGCAGAAGGAGGUGACUGAGGAGACACAGCCCGUGGAGGACUGGCAGAAGGAGGUGACUGAGGAGACACAGCCCGUGCAGGACUGGCAGAAGGAGGCGACUGUGGAGACACAACCCCUGCAGGACUGGCAGAAGGAGGCGACUGUGGAGACACAACCCCUGCAGGACUGGCAGAAGGAGGCGACUGUGGAGACACAACCCCUGCAGGACUGGCAGAAGGAGGCGACUGUGGAGACACAACCCCUGCAGGACUGGCAGAAGGAGGCGACUGUGGAGAUACAACCCCUGCAGGACUGGCAGAAGGAGGCGACUGUGGAGACACAACCCCUGCAGGACUGGCAGAAGGAGGCGACUGUGGAGACACAACCCCUGCAGGACUGGCAGAAGGAGGCGACUGUGGAGACACAACCCCUGCAGGACUGGCAGAAGGAGGCGACUGUGGAGAUACAACCCCUGCAGGACUGGCAGAAGGAGGCGACUGUGGAGACACAACCCCUGCAGGACUGGCAGAAGGAGGCGACUGAGGCGACACAACCCCUGCAGGACUGGCAGAAGGAGGUGACUGAGGCAACACAGGUCAUAAAGGACUGGCAGAAGGAGGUGACUGUGGAGACACAGCCCCUGCAGGACUGGCAGAAGGAGGUGACUGUGGAGACACAGCCCCUGCAGGACUGGCAGAAGGAGGUGACUGUGGAGACACAGCCCGUGCAGGACAUACAGAAAGAAGUGACUGAGGAAACACAGCUCGUGGAGGAUUGGGAGAAGGAGGUACUCGAAGAGGAACAGCUUGUAGAGGACUGGCAGAAAGAGGUGAUAGAGGAGACAGAUGUUUUAGAGGACUGGCAGAAAGAAGUAAAGAAAAGUGAAAUGAAGGAGGAGAGUCAGUGCCACUCAAAAUACAAGGAUGAAAGACAGGAGAGAAGUGCAAAAAUGAAAUCAAAUAAAAAAAAGAUUGAAGGGAUAGCUCUGCCUUCUCUGAAAAAAGUGUCUCCUGCUGGAUACCUCCCAGCCAAUAGGAAACACCCUGGGGGAACUGAUCACCUGAUUCAGGUGAACGGAAAGCUCUAUCCUCUGGCAAACAUCCACGUCGAUGGGAUGGGGGCUAGUCAUCCAGCCAAUCAUCUGGUGACUUUUCUGACAGGUCAUGUGGGCUCUCAGAGCCAGUCCUAUGUGUCCAGUAAAGCUCCAAACUCAGGACCAGCCCCCAUCACAGCCCUCUCAGCUUCAUCUGACCCUGCUGCUUCUACCCCCACUAUUACAACAACCUCAACCCCACCUUCUGUCACACAGCACACCUUUACUACUUCCCCUACAGCUUUGCAGGCCAAGAACCUGGUGUUUCAGACGUCAGCUUUGUCUGUGGGUGCAGGACCUGCUAAAGACGCUCCGGUGAUGUUGGUGCGUGUUGCACCUUCACAAAUUCCCCAGGAGGUUCCAGCUCGUCUCCUCUCCAGUCAGCAAAUGGUCCUGCAGCCGGUCCAGACAGCACCUAGUGCUCAGUAUUAUCGGCAAGCAGAUGGAAAGUUAGUCCAGCUGAUUGCCAUCAACCAGUUGAGACCCAUUAAAUCCAAGUUUGUCGUUAAAGGAGGUACCUCCUCCUCUUCAGCCCUUUCUACUUUGUGCUUGAAGACUCCAGCUGUAACGACCACAAGGAAAAGUCCAACUGGGACCACAGGAACCCUCUCUUCCUCCUCCUCAUCAUCAGUUCCCUACUCUUCCUGCCCCUAUUCCUUCUACUCACCCUCUUCGUUGUCCUCCAUACCAUCCUCAAACACAUCAUCAUCAACCUCCCUCCCCUCUACAUUUGUUUCUGUGGCCAAACAGGGCAGCUGUACCUUUAAACUCCAAACAUCCAGCUCUAGUAAGGACUCCCCCCAGGUCACUGUGCCUCUCGCUCAGAUGGGGAAAGUUCCAGACAGACGCCCACCACCUCAAGACCUCACCAAGGAGGUCAAACUUCCAGGUCAUGCAGUAGUCCAGCACACACCUGCAUCCCCACAGACACAGCCCCCUGCAGAGUCUCCCAUCCCUGAAGAGCUCCCUGCUCCAACAUUGUCACCCUCACCCGAAAGACCCAACCAAAAUGAGGACCUGGCUGUCAACCUCGUGGAUUUGGACAUCAUCUGUGUGGACGAUGAUACGGAGGGUUUUGUCACAAUCCCACGCCCAGUUGAAGUGGUGAACUUGGUGUCGAGCAGCGAGACAGAAAACUCAUCAGACACAGAGACAGAAGAGGAGGAGAAAAGUCCAGACUGCAACCGCCACCAUCACAACAUGAUGGAGAAGAUGAGGCGGUGGCAGCUCCGAUCUCACUUCAGUGAUCUGCAGAAAGAAGUGGGGCAGUCCCCGAAGAUGUCCAAAGUCUUCACUCUGACGAAGGCGGUCAGUCUGAUCCAGAAGCUGAGGCGCACCGAGAGAACCCUGAAGAGGAAGAAGGGGUAUCUGAAGAAGAGGAGAGAUACAUUUCUAUCAAUUCUCGCUUCCUCAGAAGAGCAGACCGGUCCUGUCCUGGAGAACUCGGAUCCGUCACACUGCACCAACAUAAUCUCCUCUGAUGAGGAGAAAAGCACCAAUGCAGAACCAACGCAGACCUCUUUCACUGAAGUUCCUCAGGAGAUCCAAGUUCUGCAGAGGGACGGGAGUCCCACACAGCUGUCCCCUAAAAGACAUGUCCAAAUGGAACCAUCAGGUCUGGAGAACAUGCAGCUGUCACUCACUAAACCAGAGCUGGAGGACAGGCCAGCUGCCAGUGAAUCAGCAGAGGGCGGGGCCUGUGCUGACUCACCUGUAGCAUCACCUGACCAAGUCUGUGUAACUCUAGCUCCUCCCUCUCAAGCCAUGGGACUGUCCAACUCUGGAGAAGAGAAAACACCUGUCAGUGUGCAGCUUGAGCCUCAUCACGUUCCACAUGUCGUAAACACAGUCACGGCCCUAAACACCAUUACCCACAAUGCACCUCAGGUGAUAAAGAGGCAUCGGACCAUACCUAUUAUCCUGUCUCGAGCCAAGAAAGCAUCUCAACAGGUGCCUCUGAACAGGAAGGAUCCAGAGGGUGAGAGAGCUCUAACUGAUGGUGAUAGUCAGGCGCCAGCUGAGGUUCCAUCUCUUCCUGCAAAGGCAUUACCAGAGAAGCCGGUGCUGCACCUGAGCCCGGUGGCUGCUGAAACUAUGUAUCUGCGGGCAGCUCCUCCUCCUCCUCCUCCUCCUCCUCCAGGUGCAAACACCCCUUGUCUAACCAGACUGGAGAUUCCAGACACCUCACUGGUCCAUCAAUCCAAAAGUGGACACCACAGAAAAACCGCACUCCUCAGCAUCACCGAUGUCACAGGCUCGACCCACCCGCCAAACCCCUUUCGUCCAGGACCUGCACUGCACCAAACACAGCCAACAGUACAACUGACCCAGAACCUCAUCCUCAGACCUGCAUCCUCACAGGCUCCAGGAUCAAGUCCCCAACAAGACCCCAACAGCAGGACAAAUUCGUCUUCCCUCAGCAGUAAUGGUUCUAACCAGCAGUCUGAUGUCCUAAUGGUACCAGCACCAGUAGAACUUUCUGAACAGACCUUCUCAGUUUUGGGCAAAGUCACUGAACUAAGACAUGCCCCCCAGUCCCAGGCUGCUAAUAUAAAAAGUGUUUCAGACACCAGUAAUUGGGGGGUGAAGUCAGGACCUACUGUCGAGUGCACUAAUGGAGGUGUUCUAGCCCCGCCCCCUCUGUUGCAUAUGAAGGCGGGCCAGGCCAAAGUGGUGGACCUCCCCAGCAGUGAAGGAACAGCAGUGGAGGGGGGAGAAAGCGGGGUGGGCAAUGGGGGAGUGACUUGGAGGCCAAUGCCCAGGCUGGUUCCUCUGGGUCUGAGAGGAAACUCCCCCAGCUGACUUUAGGACAUUAAUCUGAAGAAGAACGUUCUCCUGCUAGUUCCAUUGGUUGAUGUCCUCUGACUGAUUCUUUUAACAGUGUAUUAGAAAACCCAAACUGAUGAAUGGUUGUGUUCAGAGACAAAGAAACAAUGGUCGUCUUCAGUCUGAACCACCACCUCCUGGGUGCCCUUUCUGUAAAGUUCAGUUUGUGUUUGGAUUUUAUUCCAAGGUUUAAAGCAUCUGCUGUAGAUUUCAGUUUGAAUGUUUUUAAGUAAAACUAACGUCAAUUAAAGUUUUCUAUAACUUUCUGUUUCUACUUCUGGUCUCAUGAAAAAGAUCCCAAUUUUUUUUUACAAGCUUUAUGAGAAUUUUUAAUAAAUAACCUUGUUGUUCCACAGUA
Molecule: messenger RNA, 13788 nt
Organism: Nothobranchius furzeri (turquoise killifish)
Lineage: Eukaryota; Metazoa; Chordata; Actinopteri; Cyprinodontiformes; Nothobranchiidae
Gene: mgaa
Product: MAX dimerization protein MGA a
Biological process (GO): regulation of transcription by RNA polymerase II; positive regulation of DNA-templated transcription; cell fate specification
Cellular component (GO): nucleus
Molecular function (GO): protein dimerization activity; DNA-binding transcription factor activity, RNA polymerase II-specific; RNA polymerase II cis-regulatory region sequence-specific DNA binding
Source: RefSeq, a predicted model, not a curated record